AAUUUUUUGCUCUGCUGCUCCAUGCGAUGAGCUAAGGCCUCGCAGCUGCAUAGGUUAUGCGCUCAGAAACCCAUCUCGGAUAUCUACUGAGGGUGACUCAGCUGUAGAGACAAAUGCUUUUUGCGGAAAGGAUCACGAAUGCGUUAAGAAAUCGGAGUGUAAAAGUGAGAGGGUUAACCAGCAUAACGAGCAUUACGAAAUUACCUUUCGGACAGGCAUGAAUGGGCCUAACUUUUGUGGUAAUUUGGAAACCUGCUGUCAUAAAUCUGAUAAGAUUUUACGAACUGUGGUAGAGGCCAAGAUAUCAGGAUGCGGCUUAAGGCAUAUUAACGGCCUCAGUAAAACCUUAAAUUAUGAUACGAACCUGGAAGCGCAGUUUGGUGAAUUCCCCUGGAUGGCGAUUAUUUAUUCGAGUUCCACAACACCGUUAAACUAUAUUGGAGGUGGUUCCAUUCUAGCUCCUACCAUUGUGCUAACAGCAGCACAUAAGGUUAUAAGCCUAAGAGCAGACCAGCUAACGGUCAGCGCGGGUGAAUGGGAUAUGAAAUCCGUUAAGGAACCAUAUCCACAUUUGAAUCGUAAUGUCUCGCAAAUUAUCACUCACGACGGCUACUCUCAUGCAACCAAUAAUAUUGCCCUGCUGGUUUUACAAUUCAGCUUCAGCGGAAUGCCAAACAUCUCACCCAUCUGCUUGCCCAAUGUCCACGAGAGUUUCGACAAUAUGCGCUGCAUUGUCACCGGCUGGGGCGCAAGGACCACAAAUACCUCCAUUUCUCAAGGAAUUCUUAAGAAGAUCAUUUUGCCCGUCCUGCCUCGAGUCGAAUGUCAGAAUAAGCUGAGUAAAAUGGGUAUGGAUCCCAUAUACUUCGAUCAGAGCUCCAUUUGUGCUGGCGGCGAGAAGGACGUGGACACCUGCAACGGCGAUGGAGGAUCUCCUCUCGUCUGUCCCAUCCGAGGUCAUCCCAAUCGCUUUUACCAGGCGGGCAUUUUGACCGGGGGCAUCGGUUGCGGGUUGGAGGGUAAUCCUGCACUAUAUACUAAUGUAGCGCAUCUUAUGCCAUGGAUUAACCAACAACUAGACAAAUUGGGCAUACCCAGAUCAUUGUACACUUUGUAAUUUAUUUGUGAUUUUAUGAUUUAC
Messenger RNA from Drosophila grimshawi, 1141 nucleotides. RefSeq names its product phenoloxidase-activating factor 2. Lineage: Eukaryota; Metazoa; Arthropoda; Insecta; Diptera; Drosophilidae. The transcript has 2 exons. Gene Ontology annotation, molecular function: serine-type endopeptidase activity. Gene Ontology annotation, biological process: proteolysis. The record is from RefSeq and is a predicted model, not a curated record. The coding region runs from base 218 to 1117 and encodes 299 amino acids.